Molecule: messenger RNA, 2193 nt
Organism: Suillus paluster
Lineage: Eukaryota; Fungi; Basidiomycota; Agaricomycetes; Boletales; Suillaceae
Product: peptidase family M1-domain-containing protein
Exons: 15
Coding region: 58-1989 (643 amino acids)
Biological process (GO): proteolysis
Cellular component (GO): cytosol
Molecular function (GO): zinc ion binding; epoxide hydrolase activity; aminopeptidase activity
Source: RefSeq, a predicted model, not a curated record
CACAUCAACAUCACAUAUCGCCAGAACUUCGGACGAUUCAUCUUUAACACAUAUAAGAUGCAUGACGCAGACCCUACAUCGCAAUCUAAUUAUCUGCAGAUCGCUACGAACCACAUCACUUUUGAUUGGACGGUUGAUUUUGAUAACAAGGUCAUCAUAGGCACUGCAACACAUGAUCUGGUUGCAAAAGCUGAUGAAGUCUCAGAGGCGAUCUUCGAUACCUCGUAUCUGCAUAUCGAGGGAGUCAAAGUUGGGGGGAAUGCGGUCCAAGACUUCACACUUGGUCCUAAGCAUGAAGUAAUGGGAUCUGCGCUGCGUGUCCCCCUUCCUCGGACUGCGAGUGCCGGCUCGAGUAUCUCGGUUGAGAUCACGUACAGGACGACUGCGAAUGGCACAGCCUUGCAAUUCCUUGAAAAAGAGCAGACCCAGGGAAAAUCCUUCCCAUUCCUAUUCAGCCAGUGUCAGCCCACUCACGCGCGAGACCUUGCUCCUGUGCAAGAUACCCCGUCCGUUAAAGUGACGUAUAGCGCCAGCGUCCGUUCUGUGCUUCCUGUGCUUCUAUCUGCAAGACGGGUCUCUCCGCCCUCAGAUGGUCCAGCCCAUGAUGGCAAGGUCAUUGGCAAGGAUGAAGUUGUAUAUAUGUACGACCAGCCUACCCCGAUUCCGUCAUACCUUCUCGCGAUCGCCGCAGGAAAUUUGCAGUACCAGCCAUUCCAGGUUCCUGAAGGAAAACUAUGGAAGUCUGGAGUUUGGUCUGAGCCUGAGCUUAUGGCCGAUUCGUUUUGGGAGUUCAGCCGAGAUACCACCAGUUUUCUGGCGGCUGCAGAGGAUAUUGCCGGGCCAUACCAAUUUGGGGUUUACGAUCUGCUGGUUCUUCCGCCAUCCUUUCCUUAUGGCGGCAUGGAAAAUCCAUGUUUGACCUUUGUGACACCCACCCUUCUUGCUGGAGACAGGUCUCUGACAGACGUGGUGAUCCAUGAACUUACACAUUCAUGGUUUGGGAAUGGUAUUACGCAUGCUCACGCUUCUCACUUCUGGCUUAACGAAGGCUGGACAACGUAUAUCGAACGUGUGCUGCUACAAAUUAUACAUUCACCUGCACACCGCGGCCUAUCUUCUAUAAUUGGAUACAAAGCACUCCUAGAUGCCCUUGCACUCUUCGAAGACAAACCCAAAUACCAAAAGUUGGUUGUCGACUUUGACUACGGGGAGAAUCCAGAUUCUGCCUACAGUCGAGUACCUUACGAUAAAGGCGCAAACUUCCUGUUGCACAUUGAGCGUACGCUUGGUGGCCUUGAAGUCUUUCUACCCUACGUCAAGGACUACAUCGCUACUUACAUGGGUCACAGCAUCACCACAGAGAUAUGGAAGAACCACCUUUAUGCCUACUUUCAGAAGAAUGGCGGCGAGGUAAAAAUCAAAGCAUUGAACAGCAUUAACUGGGAUGCAUGGCUUCAUCAAAGUGGACUUGAUUUACCUGUCAAGAUGGAAUAUGAUUUGACUCUGGCGAAUCCUGCAAACGCGCUUGCUGACCGGUGGUAUGAAUCGCGCCACACUAUGGACAUUUCGAAGCUAGAUUUCAAAGCUUCUGAUUUAGAUAACCUGGAUGCUAAUCAAAGAGCUGUCUUCCUCGAACGAUUGGAGAGUUACAACGAAUCUCUUCCUGCGCCUCACCUUUUCCAUUUAGACAAAUUAUACAGCUUCUCAAAGACUCUCAGCGCCGAAAUCCGGUUCAGAUUUUAUAACUUGGUGCUCAAGUCCCAGGCAGCAAAGCAUUUUGUUCAAGAAGCAGCAAAUUGGGUUAUUGGGGUGGAUGCCACAGGCGUCAUCAAGGGCCGCAUGAAGUUUUGCAGACCUGUGUUUAGAGCGAUGUCCAAGGUUGACCACGACCUCGCUAUAUCAACGUUCAGGCAGGCACAGACGCAGUUUCAUCCCAUUGCGCAGAGUCUCAUUGCGCAGGACCUUGGACUGAACCUGGCUGAAAGAUAGCACAUAGAUCAAAGAAGUUGAGCAAAAAAGGAUGUUGUUACUUGCUAUGUGGGGCCUUGACGACCUAUGUAUGUACUUGUAUCGGAUCUCAGGCCUAGGCCUCAGGAGCGGCGGGAGACAGUCUGAGACAGCUGCCCAAACUUGGUGACGUCGGACUUAUUUUUGGACCUGCUAAGUACUGUCACAAUACAGCCGAAUGUCACG